Messenger RNA from Stegodyphus dumicola, 1407 nucleotides. RefSeq lists its product as uncharacterized. NCBI's taxonomy places the organism in Eukaryota, Metazoa, Arthropoda, Arachnida, Araneae, Eresidae. The record is from RefSeq and is a predicted model, not a curated record.
UCUCAAAGCUUUCCGGAAGUCAAGUAAAUGCCGUUAGAUGCGAGCAAAAACUUGUUUCGUUUGAGCCAGUGACCCACAUUGCAUCUUGCUUUCGUUCAACUGGCUGCACUUCAGCGGCAGACGCGCGUCAGCUCGCAGCUGUGUCUUCGACAAUGAAGGUGGAAGGAACAAUGAUGUAUACAUAACAAGCAAUCACGGAACACUGGACUUGGGUCAGUGGACGUUAUUAAAAAAAGGUGAGGCAAGGCGUCUCGCUUCACGGAUAACAACCGCCUUUUCUCAAGAAAAGUUCACGAAGAUGCGGAAGCAAAACUAUAGAAUUUUUCAUAUGUGCUAAUGGACGUAAUACAAUUUACAAGAGAUGGAUUGGAUUGCUGUCCUCGCAAAUGCGAUUGCUGUUUUUCGAUUGGUGCUCAUCUGCAGCGGGAUGUGGAUGCUGAUUCGAUACUUGACAAGAACUGUGGCAGAUCAAGAACUCCAAAGAAAAUAUUUUGCUGUGUCUGGUGUUAUUUACCUUCUAGGUUUGAUCCCACAGUCGUUACUUCUACUGCUUGUAAACAUUGAUAUGGUGAACUUUAUGCUAGAUAAUGGAUACUUGUGUUGGAUGCAAAAAUCUACAUACAUUAUUGCUAUCAUCCUACAUAAUUUCGUUCUCUUAAACUGGAUUUUACAUUCCAUUCACGUGCCACAAAAGAAUGAAAAAUGGUAUUUUUCAACUAUUGCAAAAAAUAAAUUCUUCACUUUUAUGUUGGGAUUUUAUACAACAGUUAUCAUUCUCUUUCGAGGUUACAUGCUUCGAAAAGAUGACGGCAAAAGAUUUUUCACCGACGUGGCUUCAAAAUCUGGUAAUGCAUCUUCGUCUGGAUGGUCAAUGACCCCUGUGGAUAACCCUUCUCAAGUUGUGCGACUUCAAUUACUAUUAUGCGAAAGUUCUUUAUCAGAGAAAGAAAUUAUUCGCUAUUUAAUAUUUUCAUAUGCAACUGUAAUGCUACCGAUUUUCAUUCUCCACUUCAUUCUGGGUUCUCCACUUCUUCAGUGCAUGGGUUUAAAUGCUCUUCCUCGUUCUGGAGAAUCAAAUAUAUGCAAUGAACAAGAAAUGGAUAAAGGAGGGCAGCAGUAUACGUGGUGGGAGCAAGAAGUGAACAUUCAGCGGUUUUUGUCUGCUGCUGUCGCCAUCUGGUUUCAUCUGAUCCAACCAUUUAUCUUCGCAGUUCAUAGACAUCAUUUCGUGGAUUUUGGUAGUCAUCUUCUACUUACAGUGUGUGUUUUUAUACCAUGGACAUUUUCUAACAAAGAAAACAAUAAUUUUCAUUCGUGGGUAUAAUGCAUUAGAUACUUUUAUAAAAUUUAUAUGAUAUGUAAAUUUAUUUUCUAUGAGUCUCAAAAUAAAUUUUUAUGUUAAUAGUC